This is a messenger RNA of Didymella exigua CBS 183.55, 1585 nucleotides long. Its product is annotated as alpha/beta-hydrolase. The transcript has 2 exons. NCBI's taxonomy places the organism in Eukaryota, Fungi, Ascomycota, Dothideomycetes, Pleosporales, Didymellaceae. The coding region runs from base 279 to 1472 and encodes 397 amino acids. Gene Ontology annotation, biological process: epoxide metabolic process. Gene Ontology annotation, molecular function: epoxide hydrolase activity. The record is from RefSeq and is a predicted model, not a curated record.
CGUUACCGUGUUGUAAGUACGCGCACGCUCCAUGCAUGCCUGACGUACUACAGUAGUUCCCUACUGCAUCUGGAAAUGCCUUGCUUUUUUGAGCACUUCUCCAUGGUCGAGACGCUACAUUGGUGCGUUAUAGCUUCUCUGACCAUCAGUUCCCAUAAACUGGGGACGCCCUCGCGCUCCCCUGUCGCUUGUCCCCUGAGUUUUGUACCCGCUAUGUGACCGUCUAGUACCAAACUUUACCUCCCCAGUAACGUAGCUGUGCCUGGCAACCACCCACCAUGGCCCGCACAAUGCAAACGAUACAAGAGGAAAUAGACGCUAUCGUGCCGUACAGCAUGCACGUCUCCUCCCGCUAUCUGGACCGAACGAAGCAGAAACUAGAGAUCACGCGCCUCCCCAAGGAAAACGCAGUGCUCACUUCAUCCGAACAGUGGGCACUCGGCACGCCCAAAAGCGCUCUGGAACCAUUGCUGGACCACUGGCUCGAAGCGUACGACUGGCGCAAACAGGAAGAGCAGUUCAACACAAGACUCCCUCAGUUCCGUACGCUCAUAACACUUCCCCCGGGAAGCGAAGGACAAGAGCGGAAACCGAUUCGCACGCACUUCGUGCACGCCCGCUCGUCCCGCGUCAACGCUGUGCCACUGCUGUAUAUCCAUGGGUGGCCGGGGAGUUUCAUUGAGAUCCAGCGUAUUAUUGAUGGGCUCGUGAACCCCAACUCCACUCCGACAGACGGCACAGACGCCAAAGACGAGCUAGCGUUCCACGUGAUAUGCCCCAGCAUACCGGGUUUCGGGUUCAGCGACGCGAGCGAAGAAGCAGACUUCGGCGCCUCGGGAGCGGCCGGGGUCUUUGGGGCGCUGAUGCAGAGACUGGGGUAUGACGAGUACGUUGUCUGUUCAGGGGGCUGGGGGUUCGAAGUCGCCAAAGCUCUAGCUUUGACAGAGCCAGGCAGAGUGCUGGGACUGCAUACGUGGAACCCCGUCUUUACCGCGCCGGCAAUGAGGUCGCAACCGACCGCCUGGACCAAGUGGCAGUUGGCGCGAUUCACCAAGGCCCGGUAUCCAGCAGUGAGCUUCGGAUACACGCCCUCAGAAGUCACCACCUCGGAACUGCUAGAUCAGCCGACGGCGAUCGGACGACCGCUCGGGCCAGCCAUGCACCAGCUCUUCUCUCUCCGGCCGCAGACUCUUGCGUUUUCGCUGUGCGAUUCGCCCGCGGGACUGCUGGCGGUCCUCCUCGAUCUCAUCGCGACGCAAGGCCCCGCAUCCCCACUGGCUGUCCGGCCGCGAUCGCCAUUCUUGGAUCCUGGGGAGCUGGAGAUUCAGGACCGGGAGUACGAGGCCGCGGGACACGAGUGCGUGCGCUCGGAUCACACAGCGAGGGCUUCUCUGAAUGGCGGCGCGGGCAAGACUGCUGGGGAGAGGAGAGCGUGGAGCCCGACAGACGUGUUGAAUUGGACAAUGAUGUAAGUCGUCCUUCCUCCCCUUCUCACUGCAUACUCAUCGUUUCCAGGAUGUGGCUCCCAGGCGCUGAAGCCGGGCUCCGCUGGCUGCGGCGAGCGCACAUCGAGACAUCGAAUCCC